AUGCCGAAGGGGCGGCGCGGCUGCCAGAGCCCCACGAUGAGCCAGCGACCGGCUCCGCCCCUCUACUUCCCGUCUCUCUACGACCGCGGCAUCUCCUCGUCCCCGCUCAGCGACUUCAACAUCUGGAAAAAGCUCUUCGUGCCCCUGAAGGCUGGAGGGGCGCCAGCGGGAGGGGCGCCGGCGGCGGGGGGCCGGUCACUGCCCCAGGCACCCUCGGCCUCAGCACCCCCGCCGCCACCCGGCCUGGGUCCCCCUAGUGAGCGCCCUUGUCCCCCUCCCUGGCCCUCCGGCCUGGCUUCCAUCCCCUACGAGCCUCUGCGCUUCUUCUACUCUCCACCGCCGAGGCCUGAGGCAGCGGCCUCCCCGCUGGCUCCUGGCCCCACGACCUCCCGGCUAGCCUCUGCCUCCCACCCCGAGGAGUUGUGCGAGCUGGAGAUCCGGAUUAAGGAGCUGGAGCUGCUCACCAUAACUGGGGACGGCUUCGACUCCCAGCGCUAUAAAUUCUUGAAGGCGCUGAAAGAUGAAAAGUUACAAGGCCUGAAGACCAGGCAGCCUGGAAAGAAGUCUGCCCCUCUCUCCUGAGGAGCUGCCCACCAGAGCCUGGCAGCCGCCUCCUUAGGUGUUAGUGCUUAGAUAAUGUGUCCUGUUUGUUGUCAUUUCAAAGAUCGUUAUUUUCUGUUCUGUAUUUCCUGCUGUUCUCGUUGCUCCCAGCACGUCCUCCACAUACAGUGCCCACUUGC
Molecule: messenger RNA, 740 nt
Organism: Budorcas taxicolor (takin)
Lineage: Eukaryota; Metazoa; Chordata; Mammalia; Artiodactyla; Bovidae
Gene: C15H11orf91
Product: chromosome 15 C11orf91 homolog
Exons: 2
Coding region: 1-582 (193 amino acids)
Source: RefSeq, a predicted model, not a curated record